CAAAAAGGGGAAGAACAAAGUUGUGCAUUUUGAUACGGAAUUAGAGGGAAAACUCGAAAAUAAGAGACAACGUCCUCUAAGGAAGCCAAAGAACCUGCCUUUGCAAAUUAGGUCUCCAUACUAUGAUCGAGUUGUUGACGUGUUGAAGAAGUUGACUAUCAUCGAGAAGCAAAUCUGCAAAUAUGUUCUGACAUAUGGAGAUAGAAAUGAAGUAUUGUAUCAUUACAAAGGAUUCCAAGGUGAACGACAUCUUUUCUCAUCACUUUUGGAAGAGUAUGUGGACACCGGGAUCAUUGAUAUAUGGUCAUUGCUUUUAAAUCGGAAGGAAUCAGGACGUGGGUUAGGGUCCCCAAAGAGAUUCUUUAUCCCUCCUACAGCUUGUGUUAACUUGACUGAAGAACUUCUUAGACGGAAAAAACCGGUGCUACAAUGUGAGCUUGAGUUCCAUAAGAGAUUGUUGAACAUGCUCAACUGCUCCGAGUAUGGAGAUAUGUCAGAUGUUGAUCUUGUUUUUUGUCCUAUUCUUCAAAGGGGUUGUUACGUAGUUUUAUGUUUCAAUUUCAAGCAUUCCAAGAUUGAUAUUAUUGACCAAAGGAUGCUUACCGGAAUAUUGAAUGAAAAUUAUGGUGGCUACGCAACAAUAUUGGCUAAGGCAUUUUCUAACUAUUUGGAGUCAAGCGGUGAUCCAAGAGCCGAAAAAGUAUUGAACUUCGACCUAAAACUAAUCAAACUACAAUGUAAAUCAAAUGAGAAUGAUGAUAUCGAUAGUGGUGUGUGUGCAAUGAGGUACAUGGAAAUGUAUAUGGCGCAAGGGACUUCUUCGUGGGAUACUAACUUUAAAAACAACGUUUUUUUUCUGAAAACUUUGAGAGCCAAGUAUUGUUGUGAGAUCUUGAAGGACGACUCCAAUGUAGUUAAACAACUUAUGCUAAAGAAAGUUAAGGAGAUGAAAUGAGCUGCAAGAAUUUCAGUAUUCAUGUACUUGUGAGCCUUCGGUGAUGUACUUGUAAGACAUCGUUGAUGUACUUGUGUUGUCUGCUAUAGCACUUAGUAUUAUGAAUUUUAUGUUUUUACAUUUGAUAGUUUUGUUAUGAUGUUUUUACAUUUGAUACUACAAUGUAAAUUUUUCAUGAGUUAAUUUAACUGAUAGUUUUGUUUGUGUUA
Messenger RNA from Beta vulgaris subsp. vulgaris (sugar beet), 1164 nucleotides. RefSeq lists its product as uncharacterized. The coding region runs from base 464 to 955 and encodes 163 amino acids. The record is from RefSeq and is a predicted model, not a curated record. The transcript is spliced from 6 exons. NCBI's taxonomy places the organism in Eukaryota, Viridiplantae, Streptophyta, Magnoliopsida, Caryophyllales, Amaranthaceae.